Equus quagga is the source of this 1408-nucleotide messenger RNA. It is a transcript of the gene LTA, whose product is annotated as lymphotoxin alpha. The transcript is spliced from 4 exons. Lineage: Eukaryota; Metazoa; Chordata; Mammalia; Perissodactyla; Equidae. Gene Ontology annotation, molecular function: tumor necrosis factor receptor binding. The coding region runs from base 169 to 783 and encodes 204 amino acids. Gene Ontology annotation, cellular component: membrane. The record is from RefSeq and is a predicted model, not a curated record. Gene Ontology annotation, biological process: immune response.
UUUCCUGCCUUCGACUGAAACAGCAGCAUCUUCUAAGCCCUGGGGGCUUCCCCGGGCCCCAGCCCCGGCCUAGAACCCGCCCGCCGCCUGCCACGCUGCCACUGCCGCUUCCUCUAUAAAGGGACCCAGGCGUCCUGGCCCAGGGGCCCUGCACAGCAGGUUCUCCCCAUGACACCAUCUGGACGUCUCUACCUCCUGAGGGUGUGCGGCGCCCCCCUCCUCCUCCUUCUGGGGUUGCUGCUGGCCCUGCCGCCUGAGGCCCAGGGGCUCCCUGGUGUUGGCCUGUCACCCUCAGCUGCCCGGACUGCCCAUCAGCACCCCCAGAAGCACUUCACCCAAGACACUCUCAAACCUGCUGCUCACCUUGUUGGAGACCCCAGCACCCAGAACUCCUUGCGCUGGAGAGCAAACACAGAUCGUGCCUUCCUCCGCCAUGGCUUCUCUUUGAGCAACAAUUCCCUCCUGGUCCCCACCAGUGGCCUCUACUUCGUCUACUCCCAGGUGGUCUUCUCUGGGGAAGGCUGCUUCCCUAAGGCCACCCCAACCCCUCUCUACCUGGCUCACGAGGUCCAGCUCUUCUCUUCCCAGUACCCCUUCCACGUGCCUCUCCUCAGCGCUCAGAAGUCCGUGUGCCCAGGGCCACAGGGACCUUGGGUGCGCUCAGUGUACCAGGGGGCUGUGUUCCUGCUCACCCAGGGAGACCAGCUAUCCACUCACACAGAUGGCAUCCCUCACCUACUCCUUAGUCCCAGUAGUGUCUUCUUUGGGGCCUUUGCUCUGUAGAAAAAUCCAGAAAGAAAAAAAUUAGUUUCAAGUCCUUCUCCCCAUUUUGCCUCCAUUCUGACCAUUUCAGGGUCACCACAUCUCUCCUUUGACCAUUCCAACAGUCUCAAACCUUCCCCACUCACAUCACCUGGAGCUUCCAAAGAAGGAAUUCUAGGCACCCCAGGGGACCACACUUCCCUGAACCACCCCAGAUGCUCGGCUGAGGAUUUUAAGCCUGCCUAGAAUUCCCACCCAGAACUCUUCACCUGUCCUACCAGUCUAGGGGGGCCUAGUCCUAGACAUGGAGGGGGAAAGGACACGUGGGGGAGUUUGGGUGGAUGGCUGGAGGCAGGGAGGGGGGAUUAUUUAUGAAGGGAAAAAUUAAAUUAUUUAUUUAUGGAGGAUGGAGAGAAGGGAAUAAUAGAGGGAUAUCAAGAAGAGAGAGAUAAAUAUGCCCAAUAGAUGAAGAGAGGGCAUCAGCACAAGGAUGACCUAGCAAGAGAGAAAUAAAGUGGGUCUGAGGGACUAAGGGGCUCUAGAAGGAAGCGAAAGGCUCUUAAGAGCCAGUCAUUGCUUGACUAGACACCCCAUGAGGAGACAUCUGCACCCUCAAUGAAGCCCAAUAAACCUCCUUUCUCUGAAA